GCAUAUUCCCUAACGCAACAUUAAGGAGGAGACGGAGAACGAGAUGGAGAUGGCAUGGCCACUAGUCAGCUGGAUCAUGUCAGCCUCUUCUUCUUCUUCUUCCUCCUCUUCUGAAUAUGAUGAUAACAACGACGACAGCGACUACAACGACGACGACAACGAAGCAGAAUCACCGAACGACGACGUCUCGUGCGAUGACUCCGUCUCCCCAUCCACCCAAUCUCCAUGCCAACCUCCCUCCAGUACGGUUGCCGCUGCCGUCGCCGCCGAUCCCUCUUCUUCUACCUCAAAACGACGUCGCACCGACGACAGUGGGGAGGCCGUGAAAAGGGUCUCUAAAAAAAGGGUUUGGACCAAAGAAGACGAACUCGAGCUCUUGCAUGGCUUUUUGGACCACAUGACAAAAAGACGGAGAAUUACAAGCAGUAGAAAACAGAAAGAUUAUGUUUCUUCUUUCUGUAACGAGGUUAAGCCCGAGUUACAGAUUCGAUUCAACAAGAGCCAGAUCGUUGACAAGCUCAGGAGAUUAAAGAGAAAGUACAACCAAAACAUCGCUAAUAAAAGGAGUUUGAGCUUGGACAUGCAGGAUCAGUUCUGGUUUAAGAACCCACACGACAAGGCCGCUUUCGAGAUUUCCCAUGAGAUAUGGAAUACGACGGACCGUUUAGGCACUGGUGAUCAAGAUCAAACGGUCGUAGAUGACAACGUACCGAUCAGGACGAGGUCGCAGACCCUGAGAAAUAGUACUACCAAAGGGGUUUUGGAUGAUGGGUCGUGGUUAAACAAGAUUAAUAAUAGUAAUAAUAGCUGUGGUGAUGAAGGUAGUGAUACCGUGGGGUUGAUAAUGGGUUUGGGUCUUAGUCCGAUUGGGUUGAUGAAGUUUGGUGAUGGGGGGGAAGUGGUGAAUUUUCAUGAUGAGAAGUGGGGAGAGCAGCAGAUUAUGGAGUUGGAAGUCUAUUUGAAGCGCCUGGAGUUGGUGCAGGCUCAGGUUAAGGCUGCUUUGGACAAGUUGAGGUCAGCAGGAUCAGGAAAAGAUGUAACAUUGUUUGCUAAAGCAUUCUACACCGAUGAUGUGGCAGCCAUGGAGACAAAACGGUUGUUCUUCUUUGUUGUUUUCCAAUUGGAGGGUGGCUUGUAA
Molecule: messenger RNA, 1138 nt
Organism: Morus notabilis
Lineage: Eukaryota; Viridiplantae; Streptophyta; Magnoliopsida; Rosales; Moraceae
Product: probable transcription factor At3g04930
Exons: 2
Coding region: 44-1138 (364 amino acids)
Biological process (GO): regulation of DNA-templated transcription
Cellular component (GO): nucleus
Source: RefSeq, a predicted model, not a curated record